UACCUGCAAGGUGCUCAGCGGCCUAGAAGACAAGGUCUGCCUUUUUGCAAAACAAAGUAGUCUGACAUUAAUACGAAGGAAUUUUUAUUUGACAUCCACGACCGUUAGAAAUGGCCUCACGAGGCAGUGUCUUAGUGUGAAUUUCUAUCGAACGGGAAGUUUAUCUGUCACAUAGCAGCAUGCUCCUCGUGAACAGGUUAUAUCUCACGAAUUUAACUCAAGUUCGACCUUAGGCGCAUGGAUUUGUUCGCGAAAGGAGUCAAAUGUUUGAUCAACUGACGUCAAAGUUGCAUGAUUAUAUGUUUAUAACAGAUACCAGUGGGCAUUGAGACGAGUGCCAAAACAAAUACACAUUGAACUGUAGUAUUUACGAUCGCUCAAUAAACGAUACAAGGCCAUCGACACUGGCAGCAAGAUCAACAAAAUAGAAUGAUGCCAAUCAUAAAAAGCUGGACAGAUCGGGGCAGCUCGCAUCUCUGAUGGAUGCUUACGGGGUUCCUCGAUUUAUCUUGUGCCCUGACUGCAACGAGAAGUACGAUGACUAUGAAAAAAGAAGAGUUAUAGACUCAUGCGGGCAUCCGAGGUGUUUGUCGUGUUUGCGUAACGACGGUAUCUGUCCACAAUGCAACCGUAAGCGUGAACGGAUGAAAGCAGAAAAAAAUGGUACUAUCGAAGUUGAGACAAAACGGGAACCGAUUGGAUAUCUAGAAUGGAGAGCACGCUCACCUUCAGCGCCAUCUGCAAUUGUAACACAAAAGUGGAACAAGAGACACAGGUCCAGAAGUCUUGUUCAACUGCACAAUCGGACCACGUUUAUGCAAAGAGAUACAAAGAACAGAACUGAGCAAGUAAAUGCAUUUCAGAUCUUGCAUAAUGGUCAGGAUUCUGAGGCCGUCUCAAGUUCUGUAAGCUCGUCAACUGAAAAGCUGUAUGGAAACAAGUCAGCUGCGUGGGCAAGGGGCAGCGGUAGCGCCGAAGGGAUGGUAAGAGCAGCAGGGAUCGGAGAGGAGAACACUACCAGAGUGGAUCGUAAAAUGUCCUUCAGCUCGAUUCUGAAUCGAAAUAGUGAGUCAUAUAAGCAAAUCAGAUUCAGAAGAGCUUCCAGCUUUUCUGCGAUGCCCACUGAGCCAGUAACUCUACGUACUAACGCAACUGCUCCGUUUGAAUCACGAAUCCGUAUUCCCCAUCGGCAAAGACCACUAUCUCUUAAUAGCUACGAGCUCGAAAGACUUAAAAUGAGCUCGCAUUUACCUUCGCCUUCUGAGGAAAUGGAAAUACGUAACGGGAGUGAUGACUUUAAAUCGUCUAAGUUUGAAACUGUAGUAGAAAAAGCUGCAGCCUGGCUAGAAGAGAGCAAAUCGGUAAUGAGAAGUCAGUGCUUUUCUGCCGAAACAGGCACCUCAAACGCAAAUUCGGACCUUGUGGAUGGCAAAAUGGAGAAUGUUGAUGCAGCUAUAACACCUCAAAGCAAAGAAGAAGAUGAAAUAAACCUGGAUGGCAAUGAUUCUCUUUGGAGUGACUACAGUGAAAAUGAUAGUGUCGUGCAUCUAAAGGAUUUUUUUAAGCAAUUUGAAGGGGAUGGCAAGCCCGAUGAUAGAAGCACAGGCCGUUUUCUUAGUAGCGCUGACUCAACUGGUGUAGCAGAAGAAGACAAAAAAAUAAAAUCAAACAUAACGAAAGACAAUAACUGUUCUUACAUUUCAGACUUGAGAGCAUUGCUACAGAAUUUGCGUGAGAAGAAAACAACUUGGCUAGCCAAAGACCAGUCAAAAACAAAAGAGUCUGCAGUUGAAAAUCAUUUUAUCGGGAGCAAAAGCGAUGCUUCGUGCCAGUUUAAUGGCGACAGUGGUGCAUCAAGUCCACGCGUAGUCAGCCCAAGACGUUUUGGGACUCACGCUAAUCCAUUUGAGCAAAUGGCGAUAGAUGGUAGUAUAAAUUCUCCACCGCAGCUGAUUGAGUCUGAUCGCCCACAGUCUUGUAAAAUCGACGAUAACAGUUUGGACGAAGGGUUGGGUGCGAUUGGACAGCCUCGUUCCUGCGAUUUAAAUGAAACAUCAGAAAAUAACCGAGACUGUUGUAUUAGUAGAAUGAUUAAGAGUCCUGGGGGGAGGCACGAGGCAGAGGAAAUUGAAAAGGAAGGCGAAAACAAAACAACUAUAACGCGUAAACAACGAGAACAGGACGUCAGACAAGCCGAGGAGCGUGCGUCGACUAGCAGCCCACUGGGAAAGGUCUUCAAUGAACACCCAUUCAGGAACUCAUGCAGAACUGUAUCGAUAAAUGAAAGCUCUGAAGAAAAAAGAUUUUGUGAAGGCAACAGGGAUGAUGUAUUUGAUCUAAUAACAAGAAGGGCACAGCCGCCAACAAAACUGCACAGAACAUCAAAAAGUACAAGUGAGAUCGAAGUACGCAUUGCAGAGGUACAGUACUUUUCUGCAUUCAAGAGAAAUAGAAGAAGACGAACUACGAGCUCGAGCAGUCUUUUGAAAUGGAAAGUGGACCUGAUUUCAAAUGAGGUUGACGUUGAUUCAUUCACCGAUAAUACUUCACUAGAAGAUGAACUAUCCAAUGUAGGGCAGUUAUUGCCUGAGAAGACAAUUUAUGUGAACAAGGAAAGGAAACAAGAAGCAACAAUCCAGACUCCAAAUUGUCUUAAAAACUCUGAAACAAAGGAUCAAGGUGAUGUCGGUAGCAAUGAUUCUGAUCGCAUUGCUUUUCUGAAACGUGACUGCUCGAAUAAGGAAACUAUCGAAGUAAUUGUGAGGGAGACUAAAGAGGCCGGUGAAUGCCCAGAAGAUCCUCGUCCAAUUGACUGUUUUCUAGAAGAUUGCAGUAUCGAUAACAUGGCAGAAAUGUCAUUGCAUUCUCCGAAUACUUUACAAGAUUCAUUGAACCCUGAUAGCAUGUUAUCGUCAUCAGAAGACGUUUCGGAGGGAUGGACGGAGAGCAAAUGUUGUGUAGAGGCAAUUUUGAAGAACAAAACAGAUGACUGGAAGACAGCAAAUUUUGAUAAGAUUCGUGGGAACGUUUCCGGAAGUGAGAGUUUUCGUAAUGGAGAUGGCUGUAAAGUAAAUUUGAAAGACGAGGGACCCGUUGUGUUUGUUAAUCAAGAUGAUUUCGGAACAUCAUGGUUCAAAGAAAAGAGGAAAAAAAGAGGAACAACGGAAGUCAACGGUUCCGAUUCUAAGAAAGUACAUCGACGCUCAAAGCUGACAGGAACCACUUCGCCAUCUCAAGGUGAAACUAAUUUGGGAUUUUUCCGUGGGAAGUUGAAAAAACUGACAAAAUGGUCCAGACGCCAUUCGGAUAUUGAUUCAAGUAAUCAGACAACUAAGGAAAAGAUUUCUGGAAAUAAGAAAGAAAAAGGAAAAUUGAAAAAGGACAAGCAUUCAGGCGACAGUACCGCAAAAAGAUCUCAGAACGUUUCGUUGUAUGAUUUCAAUCGUAACUUUGUCUUGUCGUCAGACUUUGUUCGAAGUUCCAGGAGAAGGAGAGAACAGCUGAAAUUUGAUAGAAAUGGGGUCAGUUCCACUACCCUUCCAGUGAAAAGAGCUCGUUCUUCAAAUCCGGUCCAUAUGACUGGUUCUAUUAAGCCGAAGAUUAUUUCAGGAAAUAGUUUACAUCAAAAAAAGUUAAUUGCUCAAGGCUCCAGUCACCUAAAUGUUGAUGACCAAACAUCGCUGACUACAGUUUCGGCUUUGUCUACAAAGCUCCAAGAUUCAAAUUUAUCUGAGCACGAAUCAACAAUCACUUUGACUGGCAGUGAUACCAGUGAUGAUAGCGAUUCGACUAUUAGUGGUCCGUUGAUGUUUUCUAGUUCCUCAUCCUCAGAUGCAAUCAAUGAAUCAGUUGAUAAAACAGAGAUGCCAGACUUCAGGUCACCAAGUCGAAUCCAAGAAGAUCUUGCAGUGCUUCUUGAGAGAAAGAUGACGCGGAAGAAACAGGGAAUUGAAGAAAUAGAUUUUCAUCCGCUAAUUCCAACAACAAAAGGCAAGGCUUUGGUUUCAAGGGACUGGUUGUACGAUCGUGUCCAUCACUUAGUUCUUGGAAAAAGAAACAGCAGGUCACGUGCAUUGGUGGUAGUUGGGAAUCAUGGGUGUGGGAAAACUACUUUUUUAAAGUCAAUAGUAUGGAGUGAUUCAUUCAGCCAUCGUAAGAGCCGUGUUCGGGAAGCGCUGUCCAGUUCGGUGCUGUCGUAUCAUUUCUGCUCGCAAGUUGAUAGCAGGACAACUUCAACGUCCAAAUUUGUACUGAAUAUGGCGGCAUGUCUUAUCGAAAAUAAAGAUUUUGCUUCAUACACCAAAGCUUUGUCAGAAAAUAGCAAGAUUCAGGAUUAUAUAAAUGCUGAGACUACAGAAAAGACCCCAGAGUUGGCUUUUAGAAAGGGAAUUCUCGAGCCAUUGAAUGAAAUUUGCCAAUCGAAAGUUGCAACAAAAGAGACCACAAGGCGGUACUUGAUAUUGGUUGAUGCUUUGGAACAUCAAUGCACAAAGUGUAGCCCCGACGAAUGCGUAACUGCACUUCUAGCUAAUAAUUUUCAGAUCCUGCCAUCAUGGAUCAGUCUCGUUGUUACAGGUUCCAAAGAGAGUUUGGAGGCUUUCAGCAACAAAGGUGUUGAAGAGAUAUGUUUGGAUAAUGUUGCAAAUUGGGAUAUCCAAAGUGACUUGUACAGCUUUACAGAAAUGGAACUUCCUAUCAUCGCCUCCGAGGGCAUUUCCAAAGCAAAGAUUCGACGCCUUGUUGAUAAUGUUGUGAGGUUCAGCAAAGGAUCUUUCCAAAUUGCACACAUGGCCAUCCAAUAUUCAUCAAGCUCAUUUUCAAGUAUUAUGCAUCAACCAAAUCUUCUUUCAUUAGAUGAAAUCAAGCUGGUCAGCCAUUUAUUCAAGUUAAAAUUCGCUGUAGUUGAACGAAAUCGCAUUCUUGCGUUGUCUUUGUUAGACGUCUUGUUCGUAUCAAAAGUCCUACAAACUUUGUCGAGCCUGUAUAAAGUUGUUGAAUGUAGCUGCUCCAGUCAGCAAAUUUCUUUUCAAGAGUACAAAGCGUGCUUGGAAAAACUCUUAGACCUUCAAAUGAUCGCGGAGAGUGCAGAAGGGAAGCUCUUUGUCACUAACGCUACCCGAAAGUGGCUCCAAAGCAGCGACGGGCUAAAGAUUGGCUUUAACCCAAGUAAAGGACACAAUCUCUUAUCUGUCUACUACAUGAAAACCCUGACCAGCACUGAGGGGAGAAACAUUUUUCAACUCGCCUAUCACCUUGCGCUGUCAAGCUUUGGAGAAGACAUCCAAGAUUCUGAAAACAAAGUCCGCUUUUUGGCCUGGACAUUUGCCCAGGUCUUCAAGAACUCUACCGCCGGGUUUUUAGAGCUAUGCAACGUUUAUCGACCAAUACCAGAAGUCUACCAUCUUUUCCUGCACACAGAUUUAGAUUUCAAGCCAUUCGAGAAGAGGUACGGAAUGCAUCCAAUCGUUUUUGCAUCUUCUUUGCAACAGCCAGCAAUCGUGUCUUUGCUGCUAGAUCAUGAUCUCUUUGAUGAUACGCAUCUUCAGGAGGCAUUGAAGGAGGCUUCACGAGCUGGCAGUGUGGAAAUUAUUGAUCUUAUUUUGCAAGUAAAGGCACGGAUACCUCAGCUGAAGUGCGAGGAAACAGGCGGUGGAAAAGAGUUUCUUGAAAUGGCUUUGGACAACAACCAUUUAGCAGCCGCAGUGAGGUUAUUAGAAAUGAUUUGGGAAGAGGGUGAUGAUGAAGAAACAAAGGCCCUUGUCUCUCGACGAAUCCUUUGCAAUGCUUGCCAGGCAGGAAAAAUAGACAUUGUUGAAAUGCUUUUGCAAAAAGGCAUUGAUGUUAAUAUCCCAGACAUCCUUGGGAAUGUGGCAUUGGUCGUGGCAGCUUCAAAAAAUAAUCUAGUUGUUGCGAAGCGUUUGGUUGAGCAUGGCGCUAUAAUCGAGGCUGUUGAUGCAAAUGGCCUAACACCAUUGAUUGCCUCUGCGAUGCACUGUCAUGUGGAGAUAUCAGAGUGGUUAAUAAGCCAAGAUGCGAAUGCAGAUGCAGAGGAUAGAGAAGGAAAGACGCCAUUACUCCAUGCUGCUGCCCAUAAUUUGAGCCAGCUGGUGCAUAGUCUCUUUAUGGAAGGAGCAAGCUUGAAUCACCAAGAUAAGGAAGGACUCAGUGCUCUUGCGGUAGCUUGCAAGAAUAGCUGCCUCGAAGCAGUUAAAGUACUUUUGAAGAAUAGAGCAUUCACAGAUACCGAAGACAACGAGAACAGGACAGCCUUGCAUUACGCAUGCGCAAAUGGAAGCCUAAGGAUCAUUCAGCUUCUUCUCGAUAGCGGUGCAAACAUAGGCCACAAGGAUUUGAGAGGACUGAAACCAUUUGAAUACGCACUGUCUGAGAAGCAGCUUGAUGCUGUGGUUCUUCUUUUGAAGUAUGGGGCCCACAUCGGACGCACUGCUCGCAAUAUCGCUAUGAGAGACAUUGAUUUAUUUCUUUGUCUGAUCAAUCAUUUAGAGCAAAGAGGCAAUAUUAUGAUUAGGGCUGGAAAGUACGUUGAAGCAAAUGAAUGUUUCCAAAGAGCCAUGAACAUGAUCGAAGCCUCGAAGUUUCGCACAAACAAGAGAGUCAUGAGAGUUAAGCUUCUGUGCGAACAGGACUCGAGGAAGAAGUUCAUCUAAUUAUGUCAAUUUGAAGUGAUACUUCUAAAUGUUUCCAAAAACUAUAUUUGCCUUGGAUUCUAUGCACAAUGUUUAUAGAUUUGUAUAUAAUUGAUUUUGGAAUAGAAACAAUAAAGUUUUUCAAUAGUUUUGUUUCCAUGUA
Molecule: messenger RNA, 6810 nt
Organism: Rhopilema esculentum
Lineage: Eukaryota; Metazoa; Cnidaria; Scyphozoa; Rhizostomeae; Rhizostomatidae
Molecular function (GO): protein binding
Source: RefSeq, a predicted model, not a curated record